Messenger RNA from Corylus avellana, 1277 nucleotides. The record is from RefSeq and is a predicted model, not a curated record. NCBI's taxonomy places the organism in Eukaryota, Viridiplantae, Streptophyta, Magnoliopsida, Fagales, Betulaceae.
UCUUGUGGUCUCCAUUGCAUAUUGGUUGGUAAUGAGGAAGACAAAAGGAAAAAGGCAAAACAAAUAUGCACCUACUGUAGCCUCGAGUUCAACCUACUUUGACGAAUCUUCAAGGGAGCUCGAUGAAAGUACAAGAAAUUCAGAUUUACCAUUCUUUGAUCUAAGUAUCAUAGUUGCAGCCACAGAUAAUUUCUCUGUUGCUAACAAGCUUGGAGAAGGAGGUUUUGGCUCAGUUUAUAAGGGUCUCUUAGAUAAUCAAAAAGAUAUUGCAGUAAAAAGACUAUCAAAGUAUUCCGGACAAGGAGUUGAAGAAUUCAAAAAUGAAGUAGCAAUAAUUGCCAAACUCCAACACAGGAACCUAGUGAGGAUUCUUGGUUAUUGCGUUCAAGGAGAAGAGAAGAUGUUAAUCUAUGAGUGCUUGCCAAACAAAAGCCUGGACUUUUUCAUUUUUCAUGAAACAAAAAGGUCCUUGUUAUAUUGGAGAAAACGCUUUGAUAUUAUUUGUGGGGUUGCUCGAGGACUCUUAUAUCUUCAUCAAGACUCAAGAUUAAGAAUUAUCCACAGAAACUUAAAGGCCAGCAAUGUUCUACUUGACGAUGCAAUGAAUCCAAAAAUUGCAGAUUUUGGUGUGGCUAGAAUCGUUGGAGGGGACCAAAUUGAAGCACAUACAAAUCGCGUUGUUGGAACAUAUGGUUAUAUGUCACCAGAGUAUGCAAUGCAAGGACUAUUUUCAGUGAAAUUUGAUGUAUAUAGCUUUGGAGUUUUGCUGUUGGAGAUCAUUACGGGCAAAAAGAACCGUUCUUAUUAUCAUGAUGGUCCCUCCUCAAAUUUGAUUGGCCGUGUUUGGGACUUGUGGAGAGAAGACAAAGCCAUGGAAAUAGUUGAUUCAUCACUGGGUGAGCAAUAUGCUAAUGAAAUUUUGAGAUGUAUUCAAAUUGGGCGUUUGUGUGUACAAGAACAUGCAACAGAUAGGCCGACCAUGUUAGUAGUUGUUUUGAUGUUGGGUAAUGACACACCUCUUCCUUAUCCAAAACAACCUGCAUUUAUCUUGAAGAGCACUUACACUAGUAGAGAUAGAUCAAUUUGUGAAUUAGCUAAUUCUGUAAAUGAAGUAACAAUUACUAUGAUUGAUGCUCGCUAACCACACGCUGUUUGGUUUAGUGCACCAAUAUGUUCUGAUUUUUUUUGUAAUUAUCUGUUCUUUUGUGAUGUUAGGGAUUUAGGAAUUGAUUUCUUUUUCUUCUUUUUUUUGGGAAAAGAUUGAUUCUUUUUUUGGA